Adineta steineri is the source of this 606-nucleotide messenger RNA. NCBI's taxonomy places the organism in Eukaryota, Metazoa, Rotifera, Eurotatoria, Adinetida, Adinetidae. The record is from the annotation of a GenBank genome assembly.
AUGUCGACAUACAAACUCUAUCAUCUUAAUAGACGUACUGAAAUUAUUCCUUUAAUGUUUAUUGCUGCUGAUCGAAAAUUUGAAGAUAUUCGUUAUGAACUCAGAAAAUGGACAUCGAACAAAAAUGGAACGCUUUUAAAAUCAAAGUCUAUUCUGGAAAUUGAUGGUGUUAAAUUACCACAAUCAGUAUCUAUUUGUUGUUUUCUUGCUAAACGAUUUCAAUUAGCUGGUAAAGAUAAUAUUGAACAAGCGACAGUUAUUGCCAUUGUUAAUACACUUAUGGAUUUAAUGAAACAGUUUUUGUCAUUUCGACAUGAAAAUGAUCCAAGAAAACGACUAGAACUUGUGAAAAGUUUCUAUAUAAAUGAGUUACCAAGAUAUUUACAAAAUGUCGAAGUUUUAGCUAAACAAUAUGGUAACAACGGUCCAUUCCUUGUUGGAAAUAAUUUAACAUGGGCAGAUUUAGCAUUUUAUGAAAUUAUAGAAAUUCUUUUUAAAUCAGAUAGAAGUAUUUUAGAUAAUCAUUUAUUCUUAAAACAAAAUCGUGCAGAAGUAGAAAAACAACCUCGAAUUGCAGAAUAUCUUAAAAAUCGAUCAAAGCCAUAA